Molecule: messenger RNA, 7684 nt
Organism: Danio aesculapii
Lineage: Eukaryota; Metazoa; Chordata; Actinopteri; Cypriniformes; Danionidae
Gene: kita
Product: KIT proto-oncogene, receptor tyrosine kinase a
Exons: 21
Coding region: 84-3029 (981 amino acids)
Biological process (GO): positive regulation of receptor signaling pathway via JAK-STAT; Fc receptor signaling pathway; B cell differentiation
Cellular component (GO): signaling receptor complex
Molecular function (GO): ATP binding; transmembrane receptor protein tyrosine kinase activity; cytokine binding
Source: RefSeq, a predicted model, not a curated record
UGAUCGCUCCGCAGGCGACCGUUCGGCGUUAUUAUCGAGCUCCAAGACUAUACAACACACAUGAGAUAGAUGGACUUAUAACAAUGGAAUAUCACUGCGUUCUGUUUACUGUUUUGUUGCAGUUAAUCAUCCAACCAGGCAGGUCGAGGCCUACCAUUACCCCACAAGGUCCCUGGCUCACAGUACCACUGAACAGCAACUUCAGUUUGCACUGCCAGGGUAACAUUUCAGUGCGCUGGCAGCAUGAAAACCGUCCCAUGCGUACCCUGAAGGAGGAACAAAGACAGGGUCAACUGACAAUUCUUAAAGUGAACAGAGCCGGCCCUCAACACUUGGGAAAAUAUUCAUGCCGAGAGGAGAAUACUGGUGAAAAGAGCUCAAUCUAUGUGUACGUGAAAGCAUUCCUCUCAGCAGAUCCUGAAAAUCCCUUCAGGAGGACCAUCGUGUUCGACAUUGUUGCGGCAGAAGGAGAUACGACGGUGAUCCCAUGCUUGGCCACAGACCCAGAUAUGAAAAAUUUGAACCUGCAGAAAUGUGACGGACAGCCCCUUCCCAACAGCCUGCGAUAUUCAGCCAGUCUCGAGACGGGAGUGUCGGUGGAAAAAGUCAGGAAGGAAUUUGAGGGAUGUUACGUCUGCGUCGGAACUCUGGAAGGCGUUGCGGUUAAAUCCGGAAGAUAUCAACUUACUGUCCGACUUGUUCCAGACGCACCUCCUCCGAUCACACUGGGUCAGCCUCAAAGAGUGUUGCUCACCCAGGGGGAAAAACUCUCCCUAUCCUGCUCCACCUCAAAUGUCAACAGCGACAUCGCAAUCAAGUGGAAGGCUCCGAACGGAGUGAACCCAUCAGUGCACCAGAACUCACAUCUUCUGACGGAGCCCAUUACUCACGUGAGGACGGCCAUCCUCAGCCUGAGCUCUGUGACCAUGCAGGAUGCCGGCAAUUACAGCUGUGAGGCCAUGAACGAGAAAGGGACCACUGCAAAGCGAGUCUGGGUCAACAUCUUUGAAAAAGGAUUCAUUAAUAUAACAAGUGUGGACAACAGCACUAGGAGAGUGAGGGCUGGAGAAAGUCUGUCUCUGCGUGUGGUAAUGAGCGCUUACCCAAAGCCUCAUACGUUUUCCUGGAGCUACAGUGGUGUAAAACUUACCAAUACUACUGAUCAUGUCAUUACCAGCCGGACACAUGGAAAUAGUUACACCAGCGAGCUGAAGCUAGUGCGUCUCAAGGUGUCAGAAAGUGGCAUUUACACCUUUUCAUGCUUAAACCGAGAUGCAACUAUCCGUCAAACGUUCGAAGUCCAUGUCAUCAGCAAACCGCAGAUUGUGUCCUAUGAAGGGCCGAUUGAUGGACAGGUGCGCUGUGUGGCCGAAGGUUAUCCCACUCCUCAGAUCAAGUGGUAUUACUGUGACCUGCCCCAUUCAAGGUGCUCUAAUCUACUGAAUGCCACUCAGGAGGAGGAGGAUGUUGUCACCGUGACCAUGACAAAUCCUCCCUUUGGGAAAGGCGCAGUGGAGAGCCGUCUAAACAUCACCAAGAACAAUUACGCCACCCUUGAAUGCGUGGCAUCUGCCAAUGGGGAAAUCGUGUACACACUCUUCUCUAUCAGCGAGAACACUGUUCCUCAUGAACUCUUCACGCCGCUGCUCAUCGGUUUUGUAGCCGCAGCUGUUAUUCUUGUUCUCAUCCUGAUCGUGCUGACCUACAAGUACAUGCAGAAACCCAAGUACCAAAUCCAAUGGAAAGUCAUAGAGGGUAUUCAUGGAAACAACUAUGUGUACAUUGACCCCACUCAGCUUCCAUACGACCACCAGUGGGAGUUUCCCAGAGAUAAGCUGCGAUUUGGAAAAACUCUUGGAUCUGGAGCAUUUGGAAAGGUGGUGGAGGCAACGGCUUAUGGGAUGUCAAAAGCAGACACUGUGAUGACCGUAGCUGUGAAGAUGCUGAAACCGAGUGCCCAUGCGACAGAGAAAGAGGCUCUGAUGUCAGAGCUGAAGGUGCUUAGUUAUCUUGGGAACCACAUUAACAUUGUCAACCUGCUUGGGGCAUGCACUGUUGGAGGUCCAACUUUAGUUAUAACAGAGUACUGCUGUUUCGGCGACCUGUUGAACUUCCUGCGCAGAAGGAGAGUGUCCUUCUACUACACUACACUAGGCGAAGAUGCUUACUAUAGAAAUGUCAUGAUGCAGUCAGAACCAAAUGACAGCAGAAGUGGAUACAUGACCAUGAAGCCCUCUGCACUGGGGAGCCUGUCCUCAGAAAACAGACGAUCACUUACUAAAGGUGAUUCAUACAGUGAUUCAGAUGCCGUCAGUGAGAUUCUGCAGGAAGACGGCUUGACUCUAGAUACUGAGGAUCUUCUCAGCUUCUCCUACCAAGUAGCCAAAGGGAUGGAUUUUCUGGCAUCAAAGAACUGUAUUCACAGAGACCUGGCAGCUAGAAACAUUCUCCUCACCCAAGGCAGAGUGGCCAAGAUCUGUGACUUUGGACUAGCCCGAGACAUCACAACUGACUCAAACUAUGUUGUCAAAGGCAAUGCUCGUCUCCCAGUAAAAUGGAUGUCCCCGGAGAGCAUCUUUGAGUGUGUUUACACCUUCGAGAGUGACGUCUGGUCGUAUGGCAUCCUGCUGUGGGAGAUCUUCUCCCUUGGGAGUAGUCCAUAUCCAGGGAUGCCUGUGGACUCUAAAUUCUAUAAGAUGAUCAAGGAAGGAUAUCGAAUGGAGUCACCGGAGUUCUCCCCGAAUGAAAUGUACGAUAUCAUGCACUCGUGCUGGGAUGCCGACCCCGUCAAGAGACCCUCAUUUAGCAAGAUAGUGGAGAAGAUCGAACAACAGAUCUCAGACAGCACCAAACAUAUUUACUUAAACUUCAGCUCCAGGUUGCCAGCAGCACCAGGUCCCCGUGAGGAAUCCAGUUCUCAUGUCCAUCGACUAAACUCAGUGGGGAGUCACAGCACCGCCACUCAACCCCUGCUCUCCAGCAACGACGUCUUUUUGGAUAGAUCGAGUCCAAGUCAGCCUCUAGUCUGAAGAUCCCACUCUCAGCAAAAAACUUCAUCUUCUAAGACUCUCUGCGUCAUUGUAGCUGUCUGACAUAUUUGAGGACUUUGGUGAAAAACACUGAUCGUAAAUCUCAAGAGCUUACCGGCUCUUUCCACCUUUCUUGCAGACUGUGUAUAUAAGAAAGGACAGUGAUGGUGUGCUUUCCUAUUACCAUUUCAUGCGUUCUUUGGAACUGUGGGACACUGAGUUUUCAAGAAAGCUAAUAAUCAAUGCUGGCAUCAUUCCAUGGUACUAUAUCUCCAAUGCGGAUCUGCAGGAGAACUGAACUUGUUUUCUAUAGAAUCCCUUCAUUACGUGGGAUAUAUAUAAACACAAUAAUGCUUCUUUUUGCUAGUCGUCGAGUCUUUACAAGUGACAGUCAAACGGGCUUAUUUAAGUCGGAGAUAAGAUCAAAUCACGAUGAGAACUUUGGAAAUUCGACAUCUGACGUCAUUUUGACAUGAUCUUUUAGCUGAAAAUGCAUUAUAUCGCACCUUUAACACUCGUGUGUUGAAUAUGACUCACUGAGUGUCAGUAGUAAAAGUGUAAAUCGCUGUUAUUUUCCUAUCGAAUUUAUCAUUUCUGCUCAAAAAUGAAAAUAUCCAACACGUAUAAGGCUACGUUAUCUGGAAAUGUAUGUAUAAGCAGCAAUAAGUCCGCAUUGUAACUUUGACAGCAUGAUCAUGCGCAAGCCAAAAAACAAGCUACUUGAUGCAUGUUGCGUUGGGGCUAGUAUUUUGUCUGUUGGCAGCUGAAUCUGUAAGUUUAUGUUUCAAUAGACCAAAUUAAGGCACAAUUCAGUUCACUGUCAGGAAAGAUGUUGAGACAGGUAGAGGCAAUUCAUCACAGCUCAUCAUUUACUCAGUGAUAUUUUGGUUACAUAGCAGUAUUAUGUUAUUAGCUUGUGUUGUCUUCUUUUUUUUUUUCUUUCAACCUGGAAACGUAAUUUGGGACAGCAAAACGAUCCAGUCAAGCGGUAACUCAAGCUUGAGGCAUCAAACUUUUAGACAGUGUUUCUUUUAGGGAUCACUUUAAACCGUUUCUGUCACUUCUACAAGGAAAAUAUCUGGUUAAAAAAACACUGGUUUCAUUUGUUCGGCUUGGUUUAGAGUAGUUUUUAAAUAGGACGUGGUUCUAUAAUGGUGGAAGAUCAGGUAGCUUCUGUAGCAUCAGUUCUGUUCUUUAUUCCACAACAAUCAGAGUGAAAACAUAUCUUAUGAAACUGGAAGGCAUAGCAAGUAGUGCUCUUUUGUACAUUUGUAAAUGUUUCGCUAGCUUCUCUUUUUUUGCAUUAAAAGUAAUGUGGAGGUUGAUUCGUUUUAAGUAAAGACACCUCUUAAGGUACGUUUAUACAACAAUGACUACAUUUACAUGGACAUCUGUAAUCAAAUUAUUUGCUUUGAUCUGAAUAAGACAAUAAUAAGAUUAAGGUGUUUACAUGAGUUGCUUUUUGAAUGUUCCUUUCAUGAUCCCAUUUUACAUGCUAUAGCACGUAAUUCGAUUAACGUAAUUGCAUCACCGUGCUAUCCACAUUUCCUCCAGAGUUUCAUGUAAUUUCGGGUGUUUUAUUUUUAAUUUGUCGACUUUAACUGAAGUUUGCCACUUUCACUUUAAUUAAAGAACAUUUCAUGCAUGCCCCCCAUGACAAAUGAGAUAUUGGAUGAGAGUAUGAAGUGCUGGAAUAGUGGUGUUUUAAUAAAAUUUGAUACCACACACCGUAUGGGGGGAAAAAACUCGCAAUGCAGGUGUCUGUGGUGCUUUGCUGACUCGGUAGGUGCAGAGAAUAGUCAAACAGCCGUGUGUAUAGAAUAUCUUGUCGCAAAAUGCGGUGAAAAUCCUACACGACGAUAAUAGUUUAGGCAUUUUCAUGCCUGUAAUGUGACUAAAAUCUGCAUGCUCCACACGGUAAUUUGAUUUUUGUUUAGUUCGAUAAUGACCUUAAUCGGAUUAAAUGAAUAAAAAACACUGUUUACAUGAUAGACUCUUAAUCAGAGUAUUGUCUUAAUCAAAAUAUAAUCGGAUUAUUCUUGUCCAUGUAAAUGUACUCAAAUGUUUUUCUCUUGUGUAUUUGAAAACUUUCGCAAAUGACAGUGUUGUCAAAAUAGUUCCUGUGGAAACAAUUGCUAAACAACACUGCAUUAUGCUUGCCAGACCAGUAGGUGGCAACAAAACAAAACACUUCGGCUCUGUGCACAUACAGUUCUGUAGUGGUUCUUGGUGUUGUUGUUUUUUUAGGAUGUCAAUCACUCAUAAAAUAUGAGUAAUAAGUCCACUGAUUAGUGGACGACAUCAACGUUUUCGCAAAAUCACGUUUAUUGUUGUUUACAAAAAGACAAUAAUUGUAUUCUUUCUGAAAUGUUUGUGAAGACCGAUAUUAAAAUUAAAAAUUUCCAGACCCCUGAUUUUUGCAAAAUUUUGUGCAAACAUUACGUAAAUACAUUACUAGUUACUGGCGAUAUUGUAAUCAUGAUUAAGGGUGCUUUCACAUCUGCGAUUAGAUUUAUUUGGUUCUGACCAAGGGCAGCAAAUAAUACAUUGUAGUUUUUUUCAUCAGGUUUUUUUUCACACCACGCUGAUUGUGCUUUUCCAAAACAGUUAAAACAAACCAAAAAAAUGCAGUCAUGUGACUACAUCCACAUCACUCGCCAGAUGUCAUUGAACGUAUUUCCUAAAUUGCUUUUCUAAAUGGUCAGAAUUAACAUACGCAAACAUUCCUUUGGUAACUUCGAAAGUAAAGAAACAAAGGAGGAAAAUUUGGCCGAUCACGCAUAACUGACUACGGCAGCUGGUUUAGUCCAAUAAUGCACAGAACUUUUUGCAAUUGGGUCUGUUUAAGUUCAGAUCAUAUUCUCAGCACAAGUGAACAGCUCCAGUGUUCAUUUAAAAGCAUAACUGGACUACCUCUUUAAGCAAGUCUGUAUAAUUUUUGGUCUGCUUUUGGUGUGCACUUGGGUGCGAUUGCUGCGAUUCAACCCAGUUAAAUGAGGCUAGUGUGAAAGCACCCUUAAACAAUAACUAUAUUUUUUUUGGUCACACUUUAUUUUGAUGGUCUGUUUGUUGAAUUUGAAUUACAUUACAUCUACAUGCCAACUAAUUCUCAUUAGAUUAUAAGUAGUUAGGUUGGGGUUAGUGUAAGUUGACAUGUACUUGCAAAGUUUCUUAUAGUAAGUUCAAUGUCUGUUGAAGGAGCAGACAGUCUACUAAAAUGGACCAUCAAAAUAAAGUGUUACCUUUUGUUUUAUAAUUGGCCGAAUAUGUAUUCAAGAGUUAAAAUUUUCAGGCAAUGGAUGGCCAAAAUACUUAAAACAUGUUCCAUUAUUAUUUCAUUGUUGUGUAAACGUACUCUGAGGUUGUGCGGUCUUUCUGCGUUCUUGUGUUUGCGGAAAUGGCGGGUUAUUGUUUCCUACAGACUUGACUCAGUUACUCUUCUACACCAACUGUUGUGCCUGAAACGUUAUCUCUGCUCUUUAGCCAAUGAGAAUCAUGCUGUCGAUGGUUGAGCCAAUAGAAAGCUGCCGCUGGGGUGUAGAAACGGGUGCCAAUGGCUUCUUGCUCUAUAUAGGAGUAGCCGACGAAGGAUCUGCCAAUAGAAAGGUGGCUUUCAGAUGGAGGACACACAAAAAAAAAAAAUAAGAGCGGCUUUCUGUUACUUAGAUGAGCCAAUCGGAUUCUCAUUCCACUGCCAAAGGGAAAAAGGCAGAAAAUGCUUUUGAAUAUGAGCAAUGACUGAGUCGAGCUGAGCAAACAUCAGUAGUCCAGGCACUCAGUCAGGAGCUCGUUUCCCAGGUCUCCCUCUGUUCUUUGUGUCCAGCUGCUUCCCCCGCCGGAUGUCUCACUUCCACAAAGUCAGCCGGGGAGAUCUUUUUCAGACUGUCUCCCAUCUCCACGCCACACUGGGACAUUGUUCCUGAUAGGCACUGGCUCUUGCUUCCAUUUGCGCUAAUGUGUUUUGCGUGUCUGCAUGAGUGUAUGAAUGUGUAAAUGCAGGUCAUUUGCUGUUAAAAUAGCAGAGCACUGAUGGAUCCUCCAGUAGAAGGACUGUAGUUAAUGAAUUUCAGAUUUGAAGUCAAAUGCUGAAGCCGCUGCAUACAUACCAUCACUAUUUGCUCUUUUCUUUAUGUAAAUAAUAUAUAUAAAUAUAUGUAUAUCAUAUUGUUGCUUCUUAUUUUAUUAUCAUGGUACGUUCUCUCAUGUGCUGCAAAGAUUUUGUUUUGUAUGUUACAGUUUGUCAAUUCCAUAUAAGUUUACUUGAUCAUCUUCUGUUAUUGUCUUGCCUCUUGAUUCUUUUCUUCAUAAGUGCAGUUUUCAGACACACGGCAGGUACAGUUGGUUACACAUUUAAUCCAUUUACAUUAUAUUCGCCGUUGCUUUUCUGUUUCAGUAUUUUCAAUGGUGUCUGAGUGAACGAUGCCAGGAGGAGUAUACGUGAAAACUAAACACAGACGGUCCAGGAUUCCCAAUUGUGACCGCUACAGUUCUCAUACGCAUUUUUCUAUAAUUGAAAGGUGUUUUGCCCCUGAGAAGAUUUGUUUAAUGUAUUUUAUUGUAUAUUUAUUUUACAGUUUUUAUUUUUAAGACAAAUGUGCAAAUCCUGUGUGUAGCUCUUGUUACUUCAGUAUGUAAAUAAAUAACUGAAACCAUGA